This is a messenger RNA of Mycetomoellerius zeteki, 1113 nucleotides long. RefSeq names its product protein takeout. The transcript has 5 exons. Bases 200 to 1003 code for a protein of 267 amino acids. The record is from RefSeq and is a predicted model, not a curated record. Gene Ontology annotation, biological process: multicellular organismal reproductive process. Lineage: Eukaryota; Metazoa; Arthropoda; Insecta; Hymenoptera; Formicidae.
AUAACCGUACAACUCUGUUGGCAGGUCUUCUGCAUUCUCGUUCGCAUUGAGUCCCUUCUUCAGUCUCUUUCGCGAACCUAUCGAUAUUGCGAUCAUUUUUUGUGCGACCUUCAGAGAGUUGUCGGAAGAGUUGCUGGUGUUCAAACGUAAGAACAGGAAAGUGAGGAGUGUCGUGUUUCUCGGCAAGAAUACCGACAGGAUGGCCUUCGUGAGGAUAGCUUCCAUUCUGCUUCUGGGCCUUUGUGGGACUGUCUUGGUGUCCUGCGAGGACCAGAACGUCACGGAGGUCAACAGUGGACUUAAUGAGCCAGAUUUCCCCACUCCCGAAUACGUACUACCAUGCAGCAGGAAAGACCCAAAGAUCGAUGCGUGCUUUCUUAACACGCUCGCCCAUAUCCAUCCAUAUUUGGUGAAAGGUAUCCCGGAAUUGGAUGUGCCUCCUAUAGAGCCACUGGUGAUCCCCGAACUGAAGAUGGAAAAUGGUCAAGGUCCGGUGCGUGUUAGAGCGAUUUUCACUAACAUCACCACGAUAGGACCAGGGAACUACAGCGUCAACAAAGUACGAGUGAACAUAACGUCAUAUAGAUUCGAUAUGCAUCUUUCUUUGCCGAAGAUUGAUAUUCAUGGCAGCUACGACAUAAACGGAAACGUACUUCUCUUCCCCAUUCAAAGUCACGGAGAUUUUUGGGCAUUAUUCGGUGACGUAAAGGCAAUCGCUCGCAUACAAGGUGUCGAGGAAGUGAGAAAUGGUAUUCGUUACAUGAUGAUUUCUCGAUUACUAAUCGACUUUAGUCUCGGUCGGGCCAGAUUUCGCAUAAACGAUCACCUGAACGGCAACAACGUUAUCGGCCAGGCGAUGAAUCAAUUCCUGAAUCAGAAUAUUAAAGAAAUAAUUGAGGAAAUGAGACCAGCGGCCAGCUCAAGUAUCGCCAAGUACUUCAAGGACUUCCUGAACGGUGUUUUCACCAAAAUGCCCCUGAAAGUUUGGAUGCACGAUGCGUAAUAGUUUCCAAUUUCCGAGAGCGUACAAAAUUCACAUACGAUAUCCAUGACUGUUGCAUUACUUCAUCAAAAUAUGAGCGUACAUUUCAUAAUUGCGAAAAGAUAUCUAUA